Hemibagrus wyckioides is the source of this 2487-nucleotide messenger RNA. Its product is annotated as transmembrane protein 200C. The coding region runs from base 223 to 1752 and encodes 509 amino acids. NCBI's taxonomy places the organism in Eukaryota, Metazoa, Chordata, Actinopteri, Siluriformes, Bagridae. The transcript has 2 exons. The record is from RefSeq and is a predicted model, not a curated record.
GUCUUUUCAUCAGCGGGACGCGCGUGGGUUCAGCCCUCCCCUUUAGGCGACUGGAUUUUCGACUGUCGGUUCAUUUCCGAAGCCGGUGAGGCGCACGAGCGCGAGCGAUCCUCCAGCGCCAUGGCUCGUUACUACUGAAGUGGAGGCGCGAGAGCUCUGAGGCGCGAGCGAUGGAGAGGCGUCAUUUCGGUUGACUGACAGAUCCAUUGUCUAGCAGUCACAAUGAUAGCGACAGGCGGGCUCCUGAGGAUCUCCCGGCGGCAGGAUUCGCUGCGCACCAAAAACCGGGCGGAGAACAAGCGAAGAAGGAAAGCCAGGAAGAAGAUGAAGAACAAUGUGGUGGUGGUGAAGGGCAAGCUGAAGCUGUUUUCUGUAUCUGGCCUGGUUGCAGCAGUCGGAGUGGUCAUCUUAAUGGUGGGAAUAUCAAUGGCGGUCCUCGGAUACUGGCCCAAAGAAACCUCAGCUUACCCAAAAGUCUUUCCAAGAGAGAAGCAGCCAAUGAAACAGGCAACUGUUGCCAAAAAAAUCCUUCGGCCAGGAUCAAACUUCACGAGCAAUACAAAGCUUUGGAUGAAGCUGCACUGGAAUAGCAGCGACGGUAUGAUUAAUGCUACCAAGCCUAAUUUCCGGCCUGUUGGAUUUUUUGAGGGUAUUUUCUCCACUUAUCUGUACUCCGACAACCUCAAAGUGUUUGGACCACUGGUCAUGGGUAUUGGCAUCUUCCUUUUUAUUUGCGCCAAUGCCGUGCUCCAUGAGAACCGUGACAAGAAGACCAAAAUCAUUGACCUGAGGGACAUAUACUCAACGGUUAUAGACAUCCAUAGCUUGCGCUCAAAAGGCCAUGCCCCUCUUAACGGGCUGUUGGGAUGCACACAGUCCAAGGAAGGAGAUCUUUCCUCAACCACAUAUAAGACAGCCAUGCCUUCAAGAGGCUCGUGGCCUUCGACUGUCUCAUGUAAAGAAAAGGAUUACAGCAGAUCAUCAUUCGCCAGAAAGUUUAGCUGGUGUAGAGAAAGGCAGUCACUUACUGAGACAAUCUACACCAUUUACAGAGAUCAGAACAGGUUUAAAGAGCCAGCACCUGCUCCCAAGGAGUGGGAGACGCGCUCUAUAGUCUCUUCAUCAGUUAAUGCAUUCACAUUACCUGUGAUUAAACUCAACAACCAUGAAAUGGAGGCGAGAGAAGUGCGUGAGGGAGAGCAUGCCACGCCGUGCAGUCUGACAGACAAACUGCAGCCAGAGUGCCAGGGCUCUGGAUGCUCUGAAGAACUUCUCAGCACUGCCAUACAAACCAAAGCUGAAGUAUUGAGGGCAGGUUUGUCGGUAUCUCGGGAUUCCAAGCUCUCAGGUGACAUAUCCAGUAUAUGCCAGCAACAGCUGCAGCUUCCCAAUUCUGGGUUCAGGAUCCUGGGCUCCCACCUGUCCCUGAAUGCCCUUUCUGACCUGGGCACUGCACGGCAUGAAGAAAGGUCACGCAGAUUCAGCUGCCCGAGGCUGGACCGCUUGGGUAGUAAGGGCUAUAUAAAACUGGCAGCAUUAGGAGGAGACUCAUUUGAAGCUCCAGAUGGGGCACCAGAAACAGGUGUAGAGGGACCAGAACAGACAGGAACACAGAGUUAUGUUAUGAAUACACAUAUAUCCCCCAAUAACUCCCUCACACAGCUGCACACAGAACCUACCAUAUCGAACUCUCAUCCAACCGAUGUAGACGUGGACCCAAAGGCAAAUCUCCAACAGGGAGAGCAAGUCUGAGCAAGUCUGAACAAGCCUAUAUGCUCAGGCAUUUAAGUAAGAUGUAGUCAUUAACUGCUUAGUAGGGUUCUUCUGUGGGCAGUUUACUUAGUUUGUAGCUUAAAUAAGAUUUUGUGCUGAACACAACACUCAUAAAAAUUAGAUAUACGUAUUUAAAAAAAAAAAAAGAAAAAAAGACCAGAGGUACAAUCCAACUUUUGAGGACACCAUCACUCACUUUUGUGCAGUAUUUAGAUGAAGUCCAAGAGUAGAAAAUGAGUUGUUCUUGUGCCUUCCACUGAUCUGUUAGGCUUAUAUGCUGUUCUUGUCCUGCAUUGUGUCACUUGUUAAGUAACUAUCCUUGUAAUAAUUAUUGAACAAUUGUGUUAUUGAUGUGUUUUCUCCAGAUUCACCAACACAAAUGACUUUUUCGGUUAAAAAAAUCAAAGACCUCUUUUCAGUUGUCAGUCAAAGCUGCCGUAUUUGUAAAAGAAACACCAUCUUGCUUUGCAUAUCCAUCAACAGAAUAUUAUUAUGCAACUUCAUGAACUAUGUUUCAUUGUACCCGGAUAUUGUUGUGCAAUCAAACAGCAAUAACUGCUAGAGAUGAAUUCUCAGGUUUUACCCUGGCUGGAAAAUGACGAAGGCCAUAAAUGAAGUGAUGUUUUUUUUUUUUUCCUAUAGACUAUUUUGUGGUUGAAUGUAUGUCAAGUUCAUGCACAAUUGUUACUGGUCAAGAGUCAAUAAAUUACAUAA